ACUAUAACAUAAAUUCAGCAACAUAAUCUUCAGAGAUCUCCUUGCCUGAAGUGUCUUAUGUUUCAUAAAGAAAUAACAUAGGUAGUGAUCUAUGAUACUCCCUCUGUUUUUCUUUAAUGAUAAUUUAGAAUGAUUGCAAUCUAUCCUAGUAAGAUUUAGAUUAUGCUACAAUAAAAAAAGGGUAAUUGGAUUUGUCAUGUAAAAUGGUAUUAAUAGGACUGAUAAUUAAAAACCUGUCAUAUCAAUAUAUUACUAACAUAUAGUGAGAUAAAUUAAUGGUCAAGUUUGUGUCCAGAGUUGAUAUCCAAAAUAACAAGAAAAAUAAAAUUACUUUAAAAACAUUUAAUUUCAAUCAAAUAAAAAAGUAAGUGUUUUCUUAAUCUUCAGGACAUGCAUAUAAAAUUAUAAAUAAUCAAAAGAAGGCCUGGAAUAGAGGAAUAUGUAUAAAUAAGAUCAAACAAAUAUGCACAUUCAUACAUAUCUUAUGAUUCUGGUGGAAAAUUCUAUCAUAUAUCCCUACAAGUCUACAACUUGAAAGAAGACAGCAUGCUUCUUGCCACUAUAAAUAGAGGCUCAUCACUCUACAAUGCCCAAUAAGCAACCAAGGGCACAUUGAAGUGCACUAGGUUUUGUCAUUUACAACUAGCCAGAGCACUAAUUUCGGAAAAUAUAAUUACCUGUCCCUCCAAGGCUCCAACCAUGUCUAGGUCUGUGGAGCCUCUUGUUGUUGGGCGGGUGAUCGGAGAAGUUAUUGAUUCAUUCAACCCAUGUACGAAGAUGAUAGUAACCUACAAUUCAAACAAGCUUGUCUUUAAUGGCCAUGAGUUCUACCCAUCAGCAGUUGUAUCUAAACCAAGAGUCGAGGUCCAAGGGGGUGAUAUGCGUUCUUUCUUCACAUUGGUUAUGACAGACCCAGAUGUGCCAGGACCAAGUGAUCCAUAUCUAAGGGAACACCUACAUUGGAUUGUAACUGAUAUACCUGGAACAACGGAUGCCUCUUUUGGACGGGAAAUCAUAAGCUAUGAGAGCCCAAAGCCCAGCAUUGGUAUCCACAGGUUCGUUUUUGUGCUCUUCAAGCAGAAGCGUAGGCAGGCUGUAGUUGUGCCAUCCUCUAGGGAUCAUUUCAAUACACGCCAGUUUGCUGAGGAGAACGAACUUGGCCUUCCUGUCGCUGCUGUCUACUUCAAUGCUCAGAGAGAGACUGCUGCCAGGAGACGCUAA
Molecule: messenger RNA, 1221 nt
Organism: Oryza sativa Japonica Group (Japanese rice)
Lineage: Eukaryota; Viridiplantae; Streptophyta; Magnoliopsida; Poales; Poaceae
Product: CEN-like protein 2
Source: RefSeq, a predicted model, not a curated record